Cuscuta campestris is the source of this 1149-nucleotide messenger RNA. Lineage: Eukaryota; Viridiplantae; Streptophyta; Magnoliopsida; Solanales; Convolvulaceae. The record is from the annotation of a GenBank genome assembly.
GCUAUGGGCGGAGUUUUGACGAAUAUUAAAGAAGGAAUUAAAAGAAUUUGGGGGGCUCGUCUUGUUUCGAAAAAAUGGAAGAUUUUCUGUAAGUCUAAAGGUAGAAAAGAAAUAGUUUUUGCAAAAGAUAUCUACAUUAGAUGGAAUAGUACAUACAAAUUGAUUCAUCAGAUUCUAAAAUAUAAAGAGGAACUUGCUGAAUUUUUAGUGAUGAACUUCGUAUAAUCAUUGAUCCUUUUGAAUUUGUACUUGUUGAAAAAUUGAAUGACGUAUUAGAAGUUUUUUAAUAACGCAACUCUUACUUUUUCUCAUGUUUACCAACCAACUACAAUUACAUUUUUGAAAGAGUGCGUUACAAUCGCAACAUGUUUUCGUGAAAGUAAGGCUGAUCCAGAUUUGUACCCAUAUGUCUCUCCUAUGGUACAAAAAUGGUGUUCUUAUUAUUUGUACAUUCCUGAUAUUUAUAAAAUAGGUAUUAUUUGUGAUCCACGCUUUAAAAUUGAAAAUUAUAAAAUUUUAAUUGAUUAUUACUACAAGUGUUUUUUAGAUGAAAAUAGUUAUUACUACUCUUAUUUAGUAGAAUGGAAAAAAGAAAGAGAUAAUGCUAUAACUUUUUUUGAGAAUUUGUUUGAGGAAUAUCAAGGGUUAUACGGCACUGUACAAGAAGAAACAGCACCACCUCCGCCCCCGAAAUCAAAAAAAAGUUUUGCCGGAAUAGUCGGUGGGCUUCUUGCAAAGAAAGGGAAGCGUGCUCAUUCUUCGACGAGUUCAAGUGGUACAACAGUAAGCUCGCACAACGAACUCGGUAUGUACCAGGGUGUGCCAUGCGAUUACGAUGAAGACGAAGUGGAUUUUGACGUGCUCGGAUGGUGGAAGCGGAACGAACACAUGUUCCCAUGUCUCGGCAUGUUAGCAAGACAAGUGUUAUCCGUUCCCGUAUCAACCGUAGAAGUUGAACGAGAAUUCAGUGCUGGCGGCAACAUUCUAACCGACUUUCGAAGUUGUCUUAGCGCUGAAUCUCUUGAAACACUUGUUUGCAACCAAGAUUGGCUCUUGGCAAGACGUCGAGCUCAAGAGUCAACGUACCAACUCGAAUCGGAGCAUUACAUGAAUGCAACAACAGAUGGAAGUCCGAGUUCUGAAGAAUAA